Messenger RNA from Daucus carota subsp. sativus, 1390 nucleotides. RefSeq names its product phosphatidylinositol/phosphatidylcholine transfer protein SFH9. The transcript is spliced from 12 exons. Lineage: Eukaryota; Viridiplantae; Streptophyta; Magnoliopsida; Apiales; Apiaceae. The record is from RefSeq and is a predicted model, not a curated record. The coding region runs from base 105 to 1118 and encodes 337 amino acids.
CAAACACCUCACCCCCAUUUUUGUUCUUGUAAGUAAAUUUGAAAAAUCAAGUUUAUAGCAAAGCAGAUUUAGCUUCUGGGUUGGGAUCAGACCAUUCUCAAGAAAUGGGGAUCAUUACUGAGGAUAUGAUCAAGCAGUUUCAGAAGAUGCUGGAUGACAUUGAUGGGUCACUGAAGAUGACAUUUGAGAACAUGCAUCAAGGAUAUCCAGGUGAAAAUCUUUGUCGGUUUCUCAAAGCAAGGGAUGGAAAUAUCUCAAAAGCCCAAAAAAUGCUUCUCGACUGUUUAGACUGGAGGAUACAAAAUGAGAUUGACGAUAUCUUGGCGAAACCAAUAAUUCCUGCUGAUCUUUAUAGAGCUGUGCGGGAUUCACAACUUGUGGGAAUGUCAGGUUACACAAAAGAGGGUCUUCCUGUUGUUGCUGUCGGGGUAGGGCUCAGCACCUACGACAAAGCAUCUAUUCACUACUACAUCCAGUCACACAUCCAAAUGAAUGAAUAUCGAGACCGUGUGAUAUUGCCUACUGCUACUAAGAAGUACGGCCGACAUAUUAACACAUGUGUCAAAAUAUUGGAUAUGACUGGCCUAAAGCUUUCAGCCCUGAACCAAAUCAAGAUUUUGACAGCUAUAUCAACCAUAGAUGAUCUGAACUAUCCAGAGAAGACAGAUACCUAUUACAUUGUUAAUGCCCCUUACAUAUUUUCCGCGUGCUGGAAGGUUGUGAGGCCUCUUCUGCAAGAGAGAACUAGGAAGAAAAUUCAGGUGCUGCAAGGCUGUGGAAGAGAUGAAUUGUUAAAGAUAAUGGAUUACGCUUCUCUGCCGCAUUUCUGUAGAAGAGAAGGCUCUGGAUCAUCUCGACACUCGAGAACUGAAAAAGAUGAUAACUGUUUCUCUCUGGAUAAUACCUACCAUCAGCAACUGUAUGAUUUUGUCAAGAGACAAGCUGAGCUAAAAGAUCGUGUCGCCCCAGUGAAACAAGGAUCCUUCCAUGUUGAUUUCCCAGAGCCAGCCCCCGAUGAUGCCAAAAUUGCCGAAACUAUCCAAUCCGAGUUUCAGAGGCUUGGUGAUCAAAGCAAGCUUUCAAAAAGCCUGAGUAACCUCGAUAUAAACGGUCACUAAUUCCAGAAUUUAAAACAUUCCUAACAAAUCAUAAAACCAUGGUGUCCUAUUACUUGGCUUCCAGCUACAAGGCUCUGAGUAAUUUAGUGAUGUAAUACCAUAAUGUCUCUAAUGGCAUGUAUAAGUAUAUAAUGGCUUCAUAAAGAUUGUAAGCAUUAUCAAACUAGAGUUUCUGUAAUCCUCCUGAAUAUAUUAUUAUCUAUGCUGUAACUUUAUGCAAAUGCUGCAGCAGCUCUGUUUUCCAACAUUUUUGCUGGCAGUGUCUUUUGACA